Molecule: messenger RNA, 647 nt
Organism: Didymella exigua CBS 183.55
Lineage: Eukaryota; Fungi; Ascomycota; Dothideomycetes; Pleosporales; Didymellaceae
Exons: 1
Coding region: 292-588 (98 amino acids)
Source: RefSeq, a predicted model, not a curated record
UGUCGUGUCACCUGUGCAUGUUAGAAUGCAAAGCUGAAUAGGUCAGACUGACGUGUGUAGUAAACUGUCUUUUCUAACAGCUUACAUGCAUGAAAGGCUGUCAAACGGCAAGCUGCCACGCCGUGAACAAAACUUCAAAACGAGCGAUGGCAAGGACUAUUAUGAAACAACUUGAGCUUCCAAAUUGCCAUGUCAUUGUCUGCAGAACAAUCGUGAUUGUUGUGCUGACCAAUGUGCAACACAUGGAUCUGACCAGUCUUAAUGAUCAGAACUUCUUCACGUUCCAUAGCAAUGGGAGCGGCUAUUGCUGUACCGCUCACCGGCUUGAUAGUUCCGUCAGCGCUGUCGAUGAUACGACAACGGUCGUUGAGACAAUGUCGCGGUGGAUUUGUUUUGCCUCAGGUCGAGAUCGGCGUUACUCUGCGCACGAGCUGCGGUAGCCUCUGGGCUGCGCAGAUAUUGGCCAAUACAGACGCGCGACUGCUGCCGCCAUGGGAAGGGCGUGUCAACUGUGCCACCUUGUUGCUCAGUGAACUCCAGGACAAGGCCAGCUUGACGCAGCGGCACAGAAUGCUUGCUGUGCCAUGAUUUCCGACGCAGCCUCAGCGAACGACGUAGGCAUGCUCAGGCCGCCAUGUGACCACUCG